AUGAGCCUAGCAUCAAAUCCACCGUCAACUGGUGGCCCAUCUUCUAUUGCCGCUCAGCAACGUACCCAGACUUUAAAGAGGAGCGUGCAACAAGCCUUUAACGAUCCGGCGGAUCGUGGAAUUAGCCCCAAUGUGGGCUAUCAGAGCAAAGUUCGAGUUAUAGACCGUUACAAAGUCAUUGGUUUUAUCAGCAGUGGCACUUAUGGACGAGUUUACAAGGCAGUUGGCCGUCAUGGCCAGACUGGUGAGUUUGCUAUCAAGAAGUUCAAGCCAGAUAAGGAGGGUGAACAAAUCCAGUAUACUGGAAUCUCCCAGUCAGCCGUGAGAGAAAUGGCAUUAUGUUCUGAACUCAGUCACAUCAACGUGAUCAGACUUAUCGAGAUUAUCCUGGAAGACAAAUGUAUCUUUAUGGUGUUUGAAUACGCUGAGCAUGAUUUACUUCAAAUUAUUCAUCAUCAUACGCAACCGACCCGACAUCCAAUUCCGCCAUCAACGGUAAAAUCUAUCAUGUUUCAACUAUUGAAUGGAUGUCAAUAUCUACAUGCCAACUGGGUUCUCCACCGAGAUCUUAAGCCAGCCAAUAUCAUGGUGACUUCAAGUGGCGAGGUUCGUAUCGGAGAUCUCGGCUUAGCACGACUGUUCCACAAGCCAUUACACAGCCUAUUCUCUGGCGACAAAGUAGUCGUUACUAUCUGGUACCGAGCUCCGGAACUGCUUCUAGGAUCAAGACAUUACACGCCUGCUAUCGAUAUGUGGGCCAUUGGUUGUAUUUUCGCGGAGCUGCUAUCCUUACGACCAAUCUUCAAGGGCGAGGAGGCGAAAAUGGAUAGCAAGAAAACUGUACCGUUCCAAAGAAACCAGAUGCAGAAGAUCGUGGAGAUCAUGGGGAUACCGACAAAGGAUAAAUGGCCGCACUUAGUCAACAUGCCUGAGUAUAAUCAAUUAAGUACUCUCUCAGGUUCCCAUUCGAAAUCCGGAUCCAAUCUCGAGAAGUGGUACUACGCUACUAUCAAUGUACACAGCGGCACUAGUGCACCGUCGUCUAAUGCCUCCCUCGGCGUAGAAGGCUAUAAACUGCUGUCGUCUCUCCUCGAAUACAAUCCUGAGCGACGUCUUACUGCUCAGCAGGCACUGCAACACCCAUUUUUCAGCACAGGCGAUAAGGUUAGUAGUAAUUGCUUCGAAGGCAUUAAGACAGAGUAUCCGCAUAGACGGGUCAGUCAAGAUGACAAUGACAUCCGCACGAGCAGUUUACCUGGUACGAAGCGGAGUGGCUUGCCGGAUGAUACAAGACCUAUGAAGAGACUGAAAGAGUGA
Cadophora gregata is the source of this 1317-nucleotide messenger RNA. It is a transcript of the gene SSN3, whose product is annotated as cyclin-dependent protein kinase. Gene Ontology annotation, biological process: protein phosphorylation. Bases 1 to 1317 code for a protein of 438 amino acids. The record is from RefSeq and is a predicted model, not a curated record. Gene Ontology annotation, molecular function: ATP binding; cyclin-dependent protein serine/threonine kinase activity; RNA polymerase II CTD heptapeptide repeat kinase activity. Gene Ontology annotation, cellular component: nucleus; mediator complex. Lineage: Eukaryota; Fungi; Ascomycota; Leotiomycetes; Helotiales; Ploettnerulaceae. The transcript has 3 exons.